UUCCUCAUUUCUCUCUGUUUUCUUCUAUUUUUCUUUAUCACCGACUCUUAUAGCUGUUUGUAUUUGUUGCUGCUGCUGCUGCAUCACUUUCUGGUCCCUUAAAACUUCCUUUCCAAUUCCGUGAAAAAAAUCUUCUAAGCUAACUGUUUUUUUUCCCUACCCACAAACCUUCAUUACUACUUUCUGUGUUUUUGUAGUUGAGGAUUUGUUAUGGAAACUUCUCCUGGGGAGGAUUGUUGUGUUAAAGUAGCAGUUCAUAUAAGGCCACUUAUUGGAGAUGAGAAGCUUCAGGGUUGUAAAGAUUGUGUUUCUGUGGUCCAUGGGAAGCCACAGGUGCAAAUUGGUACACAUUCCUUUACUUUUGAUCAUGUUUACGGGAGCACAGCUUCUCCCUCAACUGCCAUGUAUCAAGAGUGUGUGGCUCCUCUUGUUGAUGGUUUGUUUCAAGGUUAUAAUGCCACUGUUCUUGCUUAUGGCCAGACAGGUUCAGGAAAAACAUACACCAUGGGAACUGGUUUCAAAGAUGGUUUUCAAACUGGACUAAUUCCCCAUGUUAUGAAUUCUUUGUUCAACAAGAUUGAGACCUCGAAGAAUCAGGCAGAGUUCCAGUUGCAUGUGUCUUUCAUUGAGAUACACAAAGAAGAAGUACAAGAUUUGCUGGAUUCUGUCUCUGUUAACAAAUCAGAGACAGCAAAUGGACACAAUGGAAAAGUAAAUAUUCCUGGGAAACCUCCAAUACAAAUUCGUGAAUCUUCAAAUGGUGUUAUUACAUUGGCAGGAUCCACCGAACGCAGUGUAAGAACACUCAAAGAAAUGGCGGACUGUCUGGAGCAAGGAUCACUUAGCAGAGCCACAGGCAGUACAAACAUGAAUAACCAAUCAAGUCGCUCUCAUGCCAUAUUCACCAUUACAAUGGAGCAAAUGCGCAAGUCCGGUUCUAAUGAUGGAAAUAGCAAUGAAUGCAUGACUGAAGAAUAUCUUUGUGCUAAGCUGCAUUUGGUUGAUCUUGCUGGUUCAGAGAGAGCUAAACGAACAGGAUCAGAUGGUCUCCGUUUUAAAGAAGGAGUUCACAUUAAUAGAGGCCUUCUUGCACUUGGAAAUGUUAUUAGUGCACUUGGAGAUGAGAAAAAGAGGAAAGAAGGCGUCCAUGUUCCAUAUAGAGACAGUAAACUCACUCGGCUAUUGCAGGAUUCCCUUGGCGGUAACAGUCGGACAGUCAUGAUAGCAUGCAUUAGUCCUGCUGAUAUAAAUGCUGAAGAAACUCUGAACACUCUUAAAUAUGCAAAUCGGGCUCGCAAUAUUCAGAACAAGCCAGUUAUCAAUCGAGAUCCUGUAUCUAGUGAGAUGCUGAAGAUGAGGCAACAACUAGAGUUUUUGCAGGCAGAACUCUGCGCCCGUGGUGGAGGUGCUUCCUCUGAUGAAAUUCAGGUACUCAAGGAUAGGAUUUCAUGGCUUGAAGCUAAUAAUGAGGAGCUAAGCCGAGAAUUGCAUGAGUACCGCAGAAGAGGCUCUGGCACUGAGCAGUGUGGGGCAGAAGUGAAGGCUACUGGUGUCUUUUCAGUAAAAAGCGAAGGUCUCAAAAGGGGUUUGCAAAGUAUAGAAUCAUCUGACUAUCCAAUGAGUGAAAAUGUCUCUGUACUGCCAGGUGAUUCAGGAGAUAUGGAUGACGAAUCAGCAAAAGAGUGGGAACAUACCCUCCUGCAAGAUUCAAUGGACAAAGAAUUGAACGAAUUAAAUAGGCGCUUAGAGCAGAAGGAGUCUGAAAUGAAACUUUAUGGAGGCUCUGAUAAUACCAUGGCUCUGAAGCAACAUUUUGGAAAGAAACUUUUGGAACUUGAAGAGGAGAAAAGAGCGGUGCAGCUAGAGAGAGAUAGAUUAUUAGCUGAGGUUGAAAACCUUGCCAAUAAUGAUGGACAAGCAAUAAAAUUGCAAGAUACACAUUCCCAGAAACUAAAGUCCCUUGAAGCACAGAUACAAGAUCUUAAGAAAAAACAAGAGAACCAGGUUCAGCUUUUAAAGCAAAAACAGAAGAGUGAUGACGCAGCAAAGCGCUUGCAAGAUGAGAUACAAUCAAUCAAGGCACAGAAGGUACAGUUGCAGCAUAAAAUUAAACAAGAGGCUGAACAAUUUCGUCAGUGGAAGGCAUCACGGGAGAAAGAGUUACUGCAGUUGAAGAAGGAAGGAAGAAGGAAUGAGUAUGAGAGACAUAAAUUGCUAGCUUUAAAUCAACGACAAAAGAUGGUUCUUCAAAGAAAGACAGAGGAGGCUGCAAUGGCAACCAAGAGACUAAAAGAAUUGCUAGAAGCGCGUAAAUCUUCAGGUCGCGAGAACUCAGUUACUAGCAAUGGCCAUGUAGCAAAUGGACAGAGCAAUGAGAAAUUGUUGCAACGUUGGCUUGAUCAUGAGCUUGAAGUGAUGGUGAAUGUUCAUGAAGUUCGUCAUGAGUAUGAGAAGCAAAGUCAAGUACGAGCUGCACUUGGUGAAGAGCUAGCAGUUUUGAAACAAGUUGAUGAAUUUGCUUCAAAAGGACUGAGUCCUCCAAGGGGUAAAAAUGGUUUCUCUAGGGCAUCUUCAAUGUCGCCAAAUGCUAGAAUGGCACGAAUUGCUUCUCUAGAAAAUAUGUUAGGCAUUUCAUCCAAUUCUCUAGUUGCAAUGGCUUCACAACUUUCAGAAGCAGAAGAACGAGAGCGUGCCUUUAGCAAUCGUGGGCGUUGGAACCAACUACGCUCGAUGGGGGAUGCAAAAAGUUUACUCCAAUAUAUGUUCAAUUCUCUUGCAGAUACAAGAUGCCAACUUUGGGAGAAGGAGCUUGAGAUCAAGGAAAUGAAAGAGCAGAUGAAAGAACUCAUUGGUCUAUUGCGGCAGAGUGAAAUUAGGAGAAAGGAAGUUGAGAAGGAGCUUAAGCAAGCUGUUUCAGUUGCAUUGUCUUCCCCAGCUUCGGGUAACUCUAACAAGCACUUUGUUGACGAAAUGAGCGGUCCACCAUCUCCAAUCCCUGUACCAGCACAAAAACAACUCAAAUAUUCAGCUGGCAUUGCUAAUGCGUCAGUCAGAGAGGCAGCAGCCUUUAUGGAUCAAACACGAAAGAUGGUACCGCUAGGCCAAUUGACAAUGAAGAAAUUAACAGUAGCAGGACAAGGUGGGAAGUUGUGGAGGUGGAAGAGAAGUCAUCAUCAGUGGCUAUUACAGUUCAAAUGGAAGUGGCAAAAACCUUGGAAACUCUCUGAGUGGAUUAGACACAGUGAUGAAACAAUCAUGAGGUCACGACCUCGUACCCAGGCUCUGCCAGAUAUUAUGUGCAGAAAUGGUCGCUAGCUUAUUCGCGGCAACUGUAUAUUCUAUUCUGAUCUCUUUCGAGCCCUUACACAUGGUACAGGAAGAAACUGGAAAUAAGUGCUGGUAUUAUAUAUGCAGAUUGCAGUUGAAGUGGUGGAGCCGUGAAGGGGAUUUUGGUUUUAGGUGUUCUUACAGGAGUGGGUUUUAGUUGGGAAUUGUUAGAUUUUUGAAUUUUUCAAACCGCAGCAUCUUGUGAAUAUGUUGAAGCUACAUAGGAUUGCCUGAGUAAUUGCAGAAGAAUACUUAGAAGGUGGAUGCUGAAGUCGCUAGUAGAUUGAUUAUAGGCACAAGGUCAAGAUUUGUGUAUACAUUUUGGCAAAUAACAAUCAACUUGAAGGAAUUCUUCCGUCUGGUCUCAUAAGCAAUGUCAAAAGAUCCUUUGCCUAGAAUUUUUUUUUUUUUGUGUCAUUCUUGAUAAUUGUGUAAUGUACAUUGUGUGUAAACACAACAUUGAUUUUGUUUAAAGUAAUGAUAAAUGCAGCAUUUUCUGU
Messenger RNA from Solanum verrucosum, 3827 nucleotides. Its product is annotated as kinesin-like protein KIN-4A. Gene Ontology annotation, molecular function: ATP binding; microtubule binding; microtubule motor activity. The transcript has 26 exons. The coding region runs from base 211 to 3315 and encodes 1034 amino acids. Lineage: Eukaryota; Viridiplantae; Streptophyta; Magnoliopsida; Solanales; Solanaceae. The record is from RefSeq and is a predicted model, not a curated record. Gene Ontology annotation, biological process: mitotic spindle organization; microtubule-based movement.